Molecule: messenger RNA, 1422 nt
Organism: Loa loa (African eye worm)
Lineage: Eukaryota; Metazoa; Nematoda; Chromadorea; Rhabditida; Onchocercidae
Exons: 13
Coding region: 1-1422 (473 amino acids)
Biological process (GO): positive regulation of DNA-templated transcription
Cellular component (GO): Set1C/COMPASS complex
Source: RefSeq, a predicted model, not a curated record
AUGGAACAAAACAAAGCAUUACUUUCAGCAGUUCAGUCGAGCGUGCACUCAGCAAGAAGCAAAAAAGAACGAAUGAAGUAUGCUUAUACAACAGAUGAUGACGAUGAUGAUAAUACGAGAGCUUUUAAACGAGGUGGUUCGACACAUUCAGGCUCUGCUGCAAGCGUUGCCAAAAAACGCCAGAGAAAAGUAGCAAGAAAAAAGAAAACCGUAGCCUAUCAGAAACGUCAGACAAAUGCAGCAGCAGGAAGAGCAAAGAAGUCGAAAACCAGCGACUUUUUGUUUACAGCAGAACAACGCCAAAAAAUUGCAUCGGCCAUUUAUAAUCGUCGCUCACAUCGUCAUAACCCUAAUAAGGAAAAAUCAAAGCAUUGUGAGGGGCCCCAGUGCACGAAUUCCACACGUCCGCAGUCGAAAUUCUGUUGCGAAGAAUGCGGAAUGAAUUUGGCACGUGAUCGUUUGCGUGCCAUCUUGCCGGACCGUGUUCAUUCAUUUUGGAAUAAUAUGUCGUAUUCUGUGGAACAGUCGCAACAUUUACGCGAUGCUGCUGAGGAGCAAAUUCAAUUUUUCACGAAUAAGGUGCGCAAAUUCGCAGAUUUUCAGGACGAACUGCAAAAAUGGAUUUUGGCUACUGAAAAGAUCGAAUGUGAGAAUAAAACAGCCAUCAGUAACUCAUCAGACAUGGAUUUCAUGCUACACUGUGCUGUAUGCGCUUUGGAAUUUCCAGCCAAACUCAUUGUGAAACAUAUGGAGCGCUGCUUUGUGCGCAAUGAGAAACAGAGUUGCUAUGGCACGCCGAAUAAAUCACAAGUCAAUCCGUACAAUAUUUUCUGCGAGCAGUUCAAUAAGGCCAAUAAUACGUUUUGCAAGCGUCUUCGUGUAUUAUGUAGUGAACAUUACAAAUCUACAGAAAAUGCUACAAAGGUCUGUGGUUAUCCUUUUGCAUGGAACAAAAAUGAAUUUCGACCUGUUAUCAAAACAUUUGACGACAUGCAAACACUGCUUCAGAAAGGCUUUUGUCAUUGCCUAAGAAAGAACUGCCUUCAACAUCAUAACUGGGUCCAGAAUGCAAUGGGUUUGAUCGACGUGGAGCUGCUUAAUCUUUUGAUCAAACUGGAUGAGUGGUUCGAGAAAAAACGCACACUUCAAGUCUCAGAAACCAUGCGUGGUGAUGUGCUCUCACUUUUCUGCGAUAAAACAGUUCGUUGCAACACACCAUUGAAUGAAGAUAGUUCCAUCCCGAUAGAGAUAGUUCCAUGUGCGCCAGGUAAUUCCGACCCGGCUGAUCACCUGAAAUGCCGAAAUACAGAGCAGUCUAUGAAUGCAACUAUAUUGCAUGCGGAAACAACAAGUUACGUUGGUUGCAGUCGUGUUUGCGAAGAUAAUGAGCAGAUAUCAUGGAAUACUGAUUUGCAAUCUUGA